AUGGAAUCGACCCUGCUUCUCCUCUUCCUUGGGGGUGUGUGGGCCCAGACGGUGAACACAGGGGCUCCGGAGGUUCUUACACUCACACAACCCCCUUUUUCUUCGGCCUCAACCAUCUCUGAGGCCUCAAACCUUAACUCAGUGGCCUCCGAUGAUGCAAUAACAAGGGUCCCUGAGGCACAUGGCCGUACUGGACCCCAGAUCUCCCUGCCUUCCUCAGCUCCAGGCGAAGUGCCCUCUCCUGAGACUUCCGUCGCUGCCAGCGUUAGCCUUAUGGCCAAUGCAGUAAUCACCCAAGAAGCUCCCACCAGGAAGUUAUCAAUGUCCCAGGAAAUCUCUGAUGCAACCAGUGAUCCCGCUGUCCCAGCAAUGACUACUCUGGGACUUGACACUACUGCUGGUGAAACCAUGGCAACUAGCUCUCUGGAGACCUCCACUGGGACAAGGGGACUCCCUGUCACCAUGGCAACUAGCUCUCUAGAGACCUCCAGUGGGAUGUUGACGAGUGAAUCUCCUGUCACCAUGACAACUAGCUCUCUGGAGACCUCCAAUGGGACCAGUGGACCCCCUGUCACCGUGGCAACCAGCUCUCUGGGGACCUCCAAUGGGACCAGUGGACCCCCUGUCACCAUGGCAACCAGCUCUCUGGGGACUCCCCAGACCAGUGGACCCCCUGUCACCAUGACAACCAGCUCUCUGGGGACUCCCCAGACCAGUGGACCCCCUAUCACCAUGACAACCAGCUCUCUGGGGACUCCCCAGACCAGUGGCUCGCCCAUCUCUAGGGUAAAAAUAUUCAUGUCUACCCCAGCGGUGUCCACAAACAGAGGUGGCGGGCCUGCCCAGAGUUCAGACCAGAAGACAACGCGCACCCUGACGAUGAUGGCCGUGCUGGUGGCCCUGCUGGCGGUCAUCGUCCUCCUGGCGCUGGUGCUGCUGUGGCGCCGGCGGCAGAAGCGCAGGACCGGGGCGCUGACGCUGAACAGGGGCGGGAAGCACAACGGGGUGGUCGACGCCUGGGCUGGGCCGGCCCGAGUGUCCGACGAAGAGGCGGUGGUAACGGCGGCCGCAGGCGUGUCUGGCGGUGACAAGGGCGCUGGGCUCCCCGAGGGGGCGGGCUCUGGCUCUGGCUCUGGCCGGCGGCCCACGCUCACCACCUUCUUCGGUAGACGGAAGUCUCGCCAGGGCUCCUUGGCGCUGGAGGAGCUGAAGGCUGAGCCGGGCGCCGGCCUGACGGGCGAGGAGGAGCCGCUGGUGGGCAGUGAGGACGGGGCUGAGGAGGCCCCCGCCGCGGGCGGGCCAGAAGCAGGAGGUGCUGAGGCCCUGUGA
Molecule: messenger RNA, 1329 nt
Organism: Pipistrellus nathusii (Nathusius's pipistrelle)
Lineage: Eukaryota; Metazoa; Chordata; Mammalia; Chiroptera; Vespertilionidae
Source: the annotation of a GenBank genome assembly